This is a messenger RNA of Musa acuminata subsp. malaccensis (wild Malaysian banana), 1631 nucleotides long. RefSeq names its product protein JINGUBANG-like. Gene Ontology annotation, molecular function: protein binding. Lineage: Eukaryota; Viridiplantae; Streptophyta; Magnoliopsida; Zingiberales; Musaceae. The record is from RefSeq and is a predicted model, not a curated record.
UUUGCCACCUUUCGGUUCUGUUUGCGUCAAACAAGUUGCUCUAAAUCUGCAUCAUCCAAUCCAUGGGGGCUCGAAAGGAAGCUACUUGUAUCCCGUCGUUCUCCACCAAACUCCUCCACCUCCUACACUCCGACGCCAUUGUCCCGUCGGAGGAAGAGCUCCGCUGGGUCGGAAGUGACGCCGCCGCCUGCUACGUAACGAGACCCUGGACAUCGUCUUACAAUAUCUCUCUGUGGAACCCUGCGGCCGCCUCCCCGUUAGUCGGGUCCCCAUGGACGAAGCAGCUUCGCGCCGAUCCCCACGUCACUGGUCUUGUGGGCUCCCUCGUCCGCCGGGAGGGCCACGUCUACUCCCUCGCCGCCGCCGGGGGCCUCCUCUAUACCGGAUCGGAGACCCGGAACAUCCGGGUUUGGAAAGGUCGGCAAGAAUUAUCUAGCUUCAGGUCCAGCAGCGGCUUCGUCAAGGCCAUAGUCGUCGCUGGGGACAGAAUCUUCACUAGCCACCAAGACGGCAAGAUCCGGGUCUGGAGGAGCUCCUCGAAGGAUCCCUCGGUCCAUAAGCGAGUCAUGACUCUCCCUACUCUUGGGGACUUUCUUAGGAGCUCCAUGAACCCGUCCAGAUACGUGGAACAGAGGCGGCACCACAGCUCCCUUUGGCUCCGCCAUUUAGACACCAUCUCGUGCCUCAGCCUCGACGAGGACGCCGGGGUGCUCUACUCCGGCUCCUGGGACAAGACCGUCAAGGUGUGGCGGAUAUCGGACUGCAAAUGCCUCGAAUCCUUCAACGCGCACGAUGACGCCGUCAACGCAGUGGCCACCGGGUUCGACGGCUUGGUGUUCACAGGGUCGGCGGAUGGGACGGUGAAGGCAUGGCGGCGGGAGGUAGCCGCGGGGGUAAAAGACGGCAUCGGUGGCGCCACCAGGCACGUCUCUGCUCAGACGCUGCUCCAACAGGAGGGUGCAGUGACCGCCUUGGCGGUGGUGGCAGCGGUGGGGACCGUGUACUGCGGGUCGUCGGACGGGGUGGUGCUCUACUGGCAGCGGGAGGGGGGCGGAGGGCCACUCGCGCGAGGCGGGGCGCUGCGCGGCCACGGGAUGGCGGUGUUGUGUCUCGCCGCCGCUGGGACCAUUCUGGCUAGCGGAUCGGCGGACAGGACCAUCCGAGUGUGGCGGAGGGAGGAGGGAGGCGGUGCUCACGUGGUCGUAGCCACCCUCGUCGGCCACGCGGCGCCCAUCAAGUGCGUGGCUGUGGAGGCGGAUGCGGAGGAGGACCGGGGUGAUAGGCGACGGUACGUGGUGUACAGCGGGAGCUUGGACAAUUCGGUGAAGAUAUGGCGGGUGGGUUAGUGGGAGCGGCUGCCGGAGGCGGCACGGAGCACGCCACGGCACGCGCGGUCGGCGCCGUCUUUGCACGUGUGCGGCGGUGCGGGCGCCAUGACAAACUGAUCUCUCCGGUCCUCGGGCGUGCCUUCGCUAAGCACGUGUGGCAUAUGCAGCAAGGUGACGAUACCACUCUCUAUUAAGGUAAUGUUUCGGUUCCCCACGUUCUACUCCCAUGAACGUUCUCCUCCUAUCUAGCUAUCUCUGUGGGCCCCGCGUAAAAGCUGAAGUCACCGUGAGAGGCCCGCGAGG